Hippoglossus stenolepis (Pacific halibut) is the source of this 540-nucleotide messenger RNA. RefSeq names its product phospholipase A and acyltransferase 4-like. Gene Ontology annotation, cellular component: cytoplasm. Gene Ontology annotation, molecular function: glycerophospholipid phospholipase A1 activity; A2-type glycerophospholipase activity. NCBI's taxonomy places the organism in Eukaryota, Metazoa, Chordata, Actinopteri, Pleuronectiformes, Pleuronectidae. Gene Ontology annotation, biological process: N-acylphosphatidylethanolamine metabolic process. The record is from RefSeq and is a predicted model, not a curated record.
GCUUAUAAAUUAUUGUGAAAUUUGGGCCGUUAAGGCAAGUUAUACAGGUUCUUUAUCUGCAGUAUUCCGGUGCACACACACAGGCUGCGGCAGAAGCUGAUAGACGAAGAGCUGAAGACAUGGCACAAACGUUUAAUGGAAAACCAGGAGACCUGAUCGAGAUCAGCCGUUUGGCCUAUCAGCACUGGGCUGUCUACAUUGGAGAGAAUGAAGUGGUUCAUUUAGUUCCAGAGGGUGGUGACUCAUCUGGCUCGUUUGAGCUUCUGAGCAGCAGAGGAGAGGAGCGUGAGAAGCUCACGGACGUGGUCGGCAAUGAGUGUCACCAGGUCAACAAUCUGCAGGAUGAAAAGUACGAGGCUCGUGAUCCCUACGUCAUAGUGAAGGAGGCCUGUGAGAUGGUGGGCAGCGAGCUACAGUACAGCGUUGUCACUUACAACUGCGAGCACUUUGCUACCGAGAUGCGAUACGGCAAGGCAGAGUCUUGGCAGGUGUGUAUCUAACUGUUGGGUUCGUUAACCUUGUUAACUCUUCCACAGCAAA